Onychomys torridus (southern grasshopper mouse) is the source of this 597-nucleotide messenger RNA. Its product is annotated as meiotic nuclear division protein 1 homolog. Gene Ontology annotation, molecular function: double-stranded DNA binding. Gene Ontology annotation, biological process: reciprocal meiotic recombination. Bases 1 to 597 code for a protein of 198 amino acids. Gene Ontology annotation, cellular component: nucleus. The record is from RefSeq and is a predicted model, not a curated record. Lineage: Eukaryota; Metazoa; Chordata; Mammalia; Rodentia; Cricetidae. The transcript has a single exon.
AUGUCAAAGAAAAAAGAACUGAGUGCUGAAAAAAAGAGAACCCGUAUGAAGGAACUGUUUUUUGAGACAAAAGAUGUAUUCCAACAAAAAGACCUGGAGAAGCUUGCUCCCAAAGAGAAAGGCAUCACUGCCAUGUCAGUGAAAGAAGUCCUGCAGAGCCUGGUAGACGAUGGCACGGUUGACUGCGAGAGGAUUGGAACUUCCAAUUACUAUUGGGCUUUUCCAAGCAAAGCUCUUCGUGCCCAGAAACGCAAGCUGGAGGAGGGAAGCCAGAAACAUGCAAACCUACAGAAGAGCACUGAGAAAGCUACAACUGGCCGGCAAGAGACAGAAGAACGAGCCAUGCUUGUAAAAGAUCUUUCUUCAUUUCAGAACCAAAGGGAUCAACUUAAGGCAGAAGUUGAAAAAUACAGAGAAUGUGACCCACAAGUUGUGGAAGAGAUACGUCAAGCAAAUAAAGUAGCCAAAGAAGCCACCAACCGAUGGACUGAUAACAUAUUUGCAAUAAAAUCCUGGGCCAAAAGAAAAUUUGGGUUUGAGGAAAAUAAAAUUGAUAAGAACUUUGGAAUUCCAGAAGACUUUGACUACAUAGACUGA